UAGGACCUCUAUCCAGACUUUGCCUGACACUGCAGGGUCCAAGAGAAUUAAAGAAAUACGGAAUGACAUGAAGAAGAUUAGUUAAGGAUUAUAGGCUUUGAGGACAAACACCUCAGUGAGGUGAAGCACAGACAAGCUCCUGAGCUGUAGUUUGGAGGAGCCGUGUGUCGGAAGAAGAUGGCGGAUCCAGGAAUGAUGAGUCUUUUUGGCGAGGAUGGGAAUAUUUUCAGUGAAGGCCUUGAAGGCCUUGGAGAAUGUGGUUACCCUGAAAAUCCGGUGAACCCCAUGGGUCAGCAAAUGCCGAUAGACCAAGGCUUUGCCUCCUUGCAGCCAUCCCUUCAUCAUCCCUCCACUAAUCAAAAUCAAACAAAGCUGACCCAUUUCGACCACUAUAAUCAGUACGAGCAACAGAAGAUGCAUCUGAUGGAUCAGCCAAACAGGAUGAUGAGCAGCGCCCCUGGGAACGGGCUCGCGUCUCCUCACUCGCAGUAUCACGGCCCUCCCGUCCCUCAGGCCCCCCAUGGUGGCAGUGGCGGCACUCAGAUGGGCGUCUACCCUGGCCUGCAGAACGAAAGGCACGGGCAGUCUUUCGUGGACAGCGGCUCCAUGUGGGGCCCCCGGGCUGUGCAGGUGCCGGACCAGAUACGGGCCCCCUACCAGCAGCAGCCCCAGCCCCAGCCACCCCAGCCUGCUCCGUCGGGGCCCCCCACGCAGGGCCACCCUCAGCACAUGCAGCAGAUGGGCAGUUACAUGGCACGUGGGGAUUUUUCCAUGCAGCAGCAUGGUCAGCCACAGCAGAGGAUGAGCCAGUUUUCCCAAGGCCAGGAGGGCCUCAAUCAGGCCAGUCCUUUCAUUGCCACGUCGGGCCCUGGCCACUUGUCCCAUGUGCCCCCGCAGAGUCCCAGCAUGGCGCCUUCCUUGCGUCAUUCGGUGCAGCAGUUCCACCACCACCCCACUACUGGUCUCCACGGAGAAUCCGUUGCCCACAGUCCCAGAUUCUCCCCUAAUCCUCCUCAGCAAGGGGCUGUGAGGCCACAGACCCUUACCUUUAGUUCUCGGAGCCAGACCGUCCCCUCACCUACUAUAAACAACUCAGGGCAGUAUUCUCGAUAUCCUUACAGUAACCUAAAUCAGGGAUUAGUUAACAAUACAGGGAUGAAUCAAAAUUUAGGCCUUACAAAUAAUACUCCAAUGAAUCAGUCCGUACCAAGAUACCCCAAUGCUGUAGGAUUCCCAUCGAACAGUGGUCAAGGACUAAUGCACCAGCAGCCCAUCCACCCCAGCGGCUCACUUAACCAAAUGAACACACAAACUAUGCAUCCUUCACAGCCUCAGGGAACUUACGCCUCUCCACCUCCCAUGUCACCCAUGAAAGCGAUGAGUAAUCCGGCAGGCACCCCUCCUCCGCAGGUCAGGCCCGGAAGUGCUGGGAUGCCAAUGGAAGUUGGCAGUUAUCCAAAUAUGCCCCACCCUCAGCCGUCUCACCAGCCCCCUGGUGCCAUGGGAAUCGGACAGAGGAACAUGGGCCCCCGAAACAUGCAGCCGUCUCGUCCGUUCAUGGGCAUGUCCUCAGCACCGAGGGAGUUGGCCGGGCACAUGAGACCAAAUGGUUGUCCUGGUGUUGGCCUUGCAGAUCCCCAAGCCAUCCAGGAACGACUGCUGCCUGGCCAACAGCAUCCUGGUCAGCAGCCGUCUUUCCAGCAGUUGCCAACCUGCCCUCCGAUGCAGCCCCACCCGGGCUUGCACCACCAGUCGUCACCCCCACACCCGCAUCACCAGCCUUGGGCACAGCUCCACCCAUCACCCCAGAACACCCCGCAGAAAGUGCCUGUGCCUCAGGUAAGGGGACUCGGAUCCUGCUGGCCUCACAGUAGAAAGUGCAACACGCAUUCUCCAUCGGAGCCCUUUCUAGAGAAACCAGUGCCGGAUAUGACUCAGGUUAGCGGGCCGAACGCCCAGCUAGUGAAGAGUGAUGAGUACCUGCCGUCCGGAGAUCAGCAGCCACAGCAGAAGAAGAAGAAGAAGAAAAACAACCACAUUGUUGCAGAGGAUCCCAGUAAAAGUUUUGGUAAAGAUGACUUCCCUGGUGGGGUUGAUAACCAAGAACUAAAUAGGAACUCACUAGAUGGGUCCCAAGAAGAGAAAAAGAAAAAGAAAAGGCCGAAGGUAAAAAAAGAUCCGAAGGAACCGAAAGAACCCAAGGAGAAAAAAGAGCCCAAGGAACCCAAGACCCCGAAAGCCCCUAAGAUUCCCAAAGAGCCAAAGGAAAAGAAAGCAAAAACUGCCACGCCAAAACCCAAAUCCAGCAAAAAGUCAAGUAAUAAGAAACCUGAUUCAGAAGCAAGUGCUUUGAAGAAAAAGGUCAACAAGGGAAAAACAGAAGGUUCUGAAAAUUCAGACUUAGACAAAACGCCCCCACCAUCUCCUCCUCCUGAAGAAGAUGAGGACCCCGGUGUUCAGAAGAGACGUUCCAGUAGGCAAGUGAAGAGAAAGCGAUACACGGAAGACUUGGAGUUCAAAAUUUCUGAUGAGGAGGCAGAUGAUGCAGACACUGCUGGUAGAGACUCCCCCUCCAACACCUCGCAGUCGGAGCAGCAGGAAUCUGUUGAUGCAGAAGGUCCAGUGGUAGAAAAAAUCAUGAGCAGUCGUUCAGUAAAAAAACAGAAGGACUCUGGAGAGGAGGUAGAAGUUGAGGAAUUCUAUGUGAAAUACAAAAACUUCUCUUAUCUUCAUUGUCAAUGGGCAUCUGUAGAAGAUCUGGAAAAAGAUAAGAGAAUUCAGCAAAAGAUCAAACGAUUUAAGGCAAAGCAGGGCCAGAACAAAUUCCUUUCAGAGAUUGAAGAUGAGCUUUUUAAUCCAGAUUAUGUGGAGGUUGACCGGAUAAUGGACUUUGCACGUAGCACAGAUGAACGGGGAGAGCCUGUGACUCACUAUCUGGUGAAGUGGUGCUCCCUGCCUUACGAAGACAGCACGUGGGAGCUAAGGCAGGACAUAGAUCAAGCGAAGAUCGAAGAGUUUGAGAAACUAAUGUCCAGGGAGCCAGAAACAGAGCGUGUGGAGCGACCUCCUGCUGAUGAUUGGAAGAAAUCGGAGAGUUCCAGGGAGUACAAAAACAAUAACAAACUCAGGGAAUACCAGUUGGAGGGAGUAAACUGGCUACUUUUCAAUUGGUACAACAUGCGAAACUGCAUUUUAGCAGAUGAAAUGGGUUUGGGAAAAACUAUCCAGUCCAUUACAUUUCUCUAUGAGAUAUAUUUGAAAGGAAUCCAUGGCCCUUUUUUAGUAAUUGCCCCAUUGUCCACAAUCCCCAACUGGGAAAGGGAGUUCCGUACCUGGACAGAGUUGAAUGUGGUUGUGUAUCAUGGGAGUCAAGCUAGUCGUCGGACCAUUCAGUUGUAUGAAAUGUACUUCAAAGAUCCCCAGGGUCGAGUGAUAAAAGGGUCCUAUAAGUUUCAUGCCAUCAUCACUACAUUUGAGAUGAUUUUGACGGAUUGUCCUGAGCUGCGGAAUAUUCCAUGGCGCUGUGUAGUCAUUGAUGAAGCCCACAGGCUGAAGAAUAGGAACUGCAAGCUGCUGGAGGGGCUCAAGAUGAUGGACUUGGAACACAAAGUGCUGCUGACGGGGACCCCACUACAGAACACUGUGGAAGAGCUCUUCAGCUUGCUUCAUUUCUUGGAACCAAGUCGCUUCCCUUCAGAAACCACCUUUAUGCAAGAAUUUGGUGAUCUGAAAACUGAAGAACAGGUGCAAAAACUCCAGGCUAUUCUAAAGCCAAUGAUGUUGCGACGUCUCAAGGAGGAUGUGGAAAAGAACUUGGCCCCCAAAGAAGAAACUAUAAUUGAAGUUGAGCUAACAAAUAUUCAGAAAAAAUAUUACCGAGCCAUCCUUGAGAAGAAUUUCACGUUUCUCUCCAAAGGUGGUGGUCAAGCUAACGUACCUAAUCUUUUAAACACUAUGAUGGAAUUACGGAAGUGCUGCAAUCAUCCAUACCUUAUCAACGGUGCUGAAGAGAAAAUUUUGGAAGAGUUUAAAGAAACACACAAUGCAGACUCUCCAGAUUUUCAGCUCCAGGCGAUGAUCCAGGCUGCUGGCAAGCUAGUGCUGAUUGACAAGCUGCUGCCAAAACUGAAGGCUGGUGGCCACAGGGUGCUUAUCUUUUCCCAGAUGGUGCGCUGCUUGGACAUACUGGAAGACUACCUCAUUCAAAGACGGUACCCGUACGAGAGGAUCGACGGCAGAGUGAGAGGAAAUCUCCGCCAGGCAGCUAUUGACAGAUUCUCCAAACCUGAUUCUGACCGGUUUGUUUUCCUCCUGUGCACAAGGGCGGGAGGUUUAGGCAUUAAUCUUACUGCUGCUGAUACCUGCAUCAUCUUCGAUUCCGACUGGAAUCCCCAAAAUGAUCUCCAGGCUCAGGCUAGAUGUCAUAGAAUAGGACAGAGCAAAUCUGUGAAGAUCUACAGGCUGAUUACAAGAAAUUCUUAUGAGAGGGAAAUGUUCGACAAGGCGAGUUUGAAGCUCGGCCUGGAUAAAGCUGUGCUGCAGUCCAUGAGUGGGAGAGAAAGCGCUACCAAUGGGGUACAACAGCUUUCCAAGAAAGAAAUAGAAGAUCUGCUACGAAAAGGGGCCUAUGGUGCACUCAUGGAUGAGGAGGAUGAAGGGUCUAAGUUCUGCGAAGAAGAUAUUGAUCAGAUUCUCCUGCGGCGAACCCACACUAUCACCAUUGAGUCUGAAGGGAAAGGUUCCACAUUUGCUAAGGCCAGUUUUGUUGCAUCUGGAAAUAGGACAGAUAUUUCCUUGGAUGAUCCAAAUUUCUGGCAAAAGUGGGCUAAGAAGGCUGAAUUGGAUAUUGAUGCCUUAAAUGGGAGGAACAACCUGGUUAUUGACACUCCGAGAGUGAGGAAGCAAACCAGGCUGUACAGUGCAGUGAAAGAAGACGAGCUGAUGGAAUUUUCAGACUUGGAGAGUGAUUCUGAAGAGAAGCCAUGCCCGAAGCCACGCCGGCCCCAGGACAGGUCACAGGGCUAUGCUCGGAGUGAGUGCUUUAGAGUUGAGAAGAAUCUGCUCGUCUAUGGCUGGGGACGGUGGACAGAUAUCCUUUCCCACGGACGCUACAAGCGUCAGCUCACCGAGCAAGACGUAGAAACCAUCUGCAGAACCAUCCUCGUGUACUGUCUCAAUCAUUACAAGGGGGAUGAGAAUAUCAAAAGCUUCAUCUGGGAUUUGAUCACGCCCACGGCGGACGGCCAGACGCGAGCCUUGGUCAAUCACUCUGGUUUAUCUGCCCCAGUGCCACGGGGAAGGAAAGGAAAGAAGGUGAAAGCCCAGAGCACACAUCCGGUGGUGCAGGAUGCCGACUGGCUGGCGGGUUGCAACCCGGACGCCCUGUUCCAGGAGGACAGCUACAAGAAGCACCUGAAGCACCACUGUAACAAGGUCCUGCUGCGUGUCCGCAUGCUGUACUACCUGAGACAAGAAGUUAUAGGAGACCAGGCAGAUAAGAUUUUAGAGGGUGCUGACUCAAGUGAAGCUGAUGUGUGGAUCCCUGAACCCUUCCAUGCUGAAGUCCCCACAGACUGGUGGGACAAGGAGGCGGAUAAGUCCCUCCUAAUUGGAGUGUUCAAACACGGCUACGAGAAGUACAAUUCCAUGCGAGCUGACCCCGCACUCUGCUUCCUGGAACGAGUUGGUAUGCCCGACGCCAAGGCCAUCGCUGCCGAGCAGAGAGGAACAGACGUGCUAGCAGAUGGCGGUGACGGGGGAGAAUUUGAUAGAGAAGACGAAGACCCAGAAUAUAAACCAACCAGGACGCCAUUCAAGGAUGAGAUAGAUGAAUUUGCAAAUUCUCCUCCAGAAGAUAAAGAGGAAUCCAUGGAAAUACAUACCACAGGCAAGCCCAGUGAGAGUGCUGCUGAGUUAGGCCAACUCUACUGGCCCAACACCUCAACCCUGACUACCCGCCUGCGCCGGCUCAUUACUGCCUAUCAGCGCAGCUAUAAAAGGCAACAAAUGAGGCAAGAGGCUCUCAUGAAGACGGACCGGCGGAGGCGACGGCCCCGGGAGGAAGUGAGAGCACUAGAAGCAGAAAGGGAAGCUAUAAUAUCCGAGAAACGGCAAAAGUGGACAAGAAGAGAAGAGGCUGAUUUUUACCGUGUGGUAUCUACUUUUGGAGUUAUUUUUGACCCCAUGAAACAGCAGUUUGACUGGAACCAGUUUCGAGCCUUUGCCAGACUUGACAAAAAGUCUGAUGAGAGUUUGGAGAAAUACUUCAGUUGUUUUGUGGCCAUGUGUAGGCGAGUGUGUCGAAUGCCCGCUAAGCCAGAUGAUGAACCACCUGACCUCUCCUCCAUGAUCGAGCCAAUCACAGAAGAGCGUGCCUCUAGAACUCUCUACCGCAUCGAGCUGCUGCGGAAAAUACGCGAGCAGGUUCUUCAUCACCCUCAGCUGGGAGAGAGGCUGAAGCUCUGCCAGCCGAGUUUGGAUCUGCCGGAGUGGUGGGAAUGUGGGAGGCAUGACCGGGACUUGCUGGUUGGUGCUGCUAAACACGGGGUCAGUCGGACGGAUUAUCACAUCCUCAACGACCCCGAGUUAUCUUUCUUGGAUGCACACAAAAACUUUGCUCAGAACAGAGGGGCAGGGAACAUGCCCUCCCUGACCCCACUGGCCAUUGGAUUUGGCCAGACUCCUGCCGUCCUCCCGUCUGCUCACGUUCAGGAAGACAAGGCGACAGGACAAAGUGAAGGCAGAGCGGAAGAGUCUGGAAGCGCGGCUGCCCAAGAGAAAGCUGAGGGGAAGGAAGAGGAGGAAGAGACCGAUGGCGGGGAGAAGGACAGUAAGCAGGGAUGUGAGGCCGAGUCCAGCUCUGUAAAAAGUGAACUGAAAGGGAUGGAGGUCAGUGCAGAUACAGGGCCCAAGUCUAUUUCAGAAAAAGGUUCUGAAGAGGACGAGGAAGAAAAGCUGGAGGAUGAUGAUAAGUCAGAGGAAUCUUCCCAGCCUGAAGUAGGAACUGUCUCUAGAGGGAAGAAUUUUGAUGAGGAAAGCAAUGCUUCCAUGAGCACCGCUAGGGAUGAAACCCGAGAUGGGUUCUACAUGGAGGAUGGAGACCCUUCAGUAGCUCAGCUCCUUCAUGAAAGAACAUUUGCCUUCUCAUUUUGGCCUAAGGACCGAGUAAUGAUAAACCGAUUAGACAACAUCUGUGAAGCAGUGCUGAAGGGCAAAUGGCCGGUAAACAGGCGCCAGAUGUUUGAUUUCCAGGGCCUCAUCCCUGGUUACACGCCACCCACCAUGGAUAGCCCCCUGCAGAAGAGGAGCUUUGCCGAGCUCUCCAUGGUCGGCCAAGCUAGCAUCAGUGGGAGCGAGGACCUCACGACCUCUCCUCAGUUGUCAAAGGAAGACGCCCUCAACCUCUCUGUCCCUCGCCAGCGGAGGAGGAGGAGGAGAAAAAUUGAAAUCGAGGCCGAAAGAGCUGCCAAGCGGCGGAACCUCAUGGAAAUGGUGGCCCAGCUGCGGGAGUCUCAGGUGGUCUCAGAAAAUGGACAAGAAAAAGUUGUAGACUUAUCAAAGGCCUCGAGAGAGGCAGCAAGCUCUACCUCAAAUUUUUCAUCUCUUACUUCAAAGUUUAUCUUGCCUAAUGUCUCGACACCGGUGUCCGAUGCCUUUAAGACUCAAAUGGAGCUGCUCCAGGCAGGCCUGUCACGCACACCCACGAGGCAUCUGCUUAAUGGCUCCCUGGUGGAUGGAGAGCCUCCCAUGAAGAGGAGGCGGGGAAGGAGGAAAAACGUGGAGGGUCUCGAUCUGCUUUUCAUGAGCCACAAACGGACAUCAUUGAGUGCAGAGGAUGCUGAGGUGACCAAAGCUUUUGAAGAAGAUAUAGAGACCCCACCCACAAGAAACAUUCCUUCUCCUGGACAGCUGGACCCAGACACGCGGAUCCCUGUGAUAAAUCUUGAAGACGGGACUAGGCUGGUGGGGGAGGACGCUCCUAAAAAUAAGGAUUUAGUUGAAUGGCUGAAGCUGCAUCCUACUUACACUGUUGAUAUGCCAAGUUAUGUACCAAAGAAUGCGGAUGUGCUGUUUUCCUCAUUUCAGAAACCGAAACAGAAACGACAUAGAUGUCGAAACCCUAAUAAAUUGGAUAUAAACACUUUGACGGGAGAAGAAAGGGUGCCUGUUGUCAAUAAACGAAAUGGAAAGAAGAUGGGUGGAGCUAUGGCGCCUCCAAUGAAGGACCUGCCCAGGUGGCUGGAAGAGAACCCUGAAUUUGCAGUUGCUCCGGACUGGACUGAGAUAGUGAAGCAGUCUGGUUUUGUUCCUGAGUCCAUGUUUGACCGCCUUCUCACCGGCCCUGUGGUGCGGGGAGAAGGAGCGAGCAGGCGAGGACGAAGGCCCAAGAGUGAGAUCGCCCGGGCAGCGGCGGCGGCGGCCGCGGCGGCGGCCUCCACGUCAGGCAUCAACCCUCUGUUGGUGAACAGCCUGUUUGCUGGAAUGGACCUCACGAGCCUUCAGAACCUCCAGAACCUGCAGUCUCUGCAGCUGGCGGGGCUCAUGGGCUUCCCUCCGGGACUGGCCACGGCGGCCGCCGCCGGAAGCGACGCUAAGAACCCCGCGGCCGUGCUGCCGCUGAUGCUGCCGGGCAUGGCGGGCCUGCCCAAUGUGUUCGGCCUGGGCGGGCUGCUCAACAGCCCCCUCUCGGCCGCCGCUGCCGGCAACGCCUCGACGGCUUCGGGCCCAGGAGAGCCGGAAGACGGCGCUUCCAAAGCCGAGGACAAAGGCAACGAGAACGAGGACGAGAACAAAGACUCUGAGAAAAGCACAGACGCUGUUUCGGCUGCUGACUCUGCGAAUGGAUCUGUUGGUGCUGCUACUGCCCCGGCCGGAUUGCCCUCCAACCCGCUCGCCUUCAACCCCUUCCUCCUGUCCACCAUGGCGCCAGGCCUCUUCUACCCAUCCAUGUUUCUACCUCCGGGACUGGGGGGAUUGACACUGCCUGGGUUCCCCGCGUUAGCAGGACUCCAGAACGCCGUGGGCGCCGGCGAAGAAAAGGCCCCCGACAAGGCCGAGGGGGCCGCCUUCCAGGAAGAGGAGCACCUGGAAGGCAGUGACGCCGAGGAGAACCUGGACAAGACUGCGGAGUCCUCCAUCUUCGAAGACGAAGUAGCACAGGGUGAAGAGCUGGACUCACUUGACGGGGGGGACGAACUAGACAACAAUGAAAAUGAUGAAUAACCAGUACCAGUUCCAGUUCAAGUGUUUAAAACUUUUGACAAGUGGUAGUCCUACUGUUUACACUCACAGUUAAUGUUCAUACCUAGUUUUAUAAGCUGUUCUGUAACAUAGUGUAGCAAAAAAAGAAAAAAAAAGUCCAAGUCAUGUUAUACAGGUGUGUCAAAAGGUAUCUUGGUCAUUAAGUAUUGUGCAGUGCAUUAUUUAUUAUCCCUAGGAGAGAUGAAAUUUGAGAGGUGAUCAUGUCUUUUUAAGGAAACUUACAUAAUGCUCUGCUUUUUUUUUUUUUUUUUCCUUUUGGUACCAUUGGUAUUAUAAUAAAGAGCAAUUUGUAACUGAGUGGCACUAAUGGAAGGAAGUGCUGCUCAAAGGAAGUAUGAAGUUAUAUAUUUAAUUUUUUAAUUUUAAUUUUUUUGCUGUGAAGGUCAAGAUGAAAUUUACCGUACAUAUCAUACUUGCUCAUUGGUUUCCCUUUUGACCGUAUGGGGGUUCCCACACUUGCGCAUCCACACACAUCCAUACACUCUGACAAUCUCCACGUUAGUGUGAACGUCUCUGUCCCGAGGCGCAGCAAUAAUAAGGCAGCUGUUGAAUGUGAAGGGUCCCUUUGGAAAUUAACCUACUGGGAGGGUUCUUGCCAGACAGAACUACAGUUCCAUUGUCUCGUGGUCUUGUAAUGCACUGGUAUAAACAAAAUAAAUAGGUGAAUAAAUAAAGAGUGAGAGAAGAGAGAAUCAGGUACCUUUUUUAAAUUAAAGGACUUUGUUACUUUAGCCACAAAGCUAAAACAGCAUUACCUCAGCUCUAAACUAGCCUUGAAGUUUACAGACAUGACUUUGUAAAUGUAUUGUUUUUCUUUGUUGUGAUGUCCUUUUAUUUUUUUCUUUGAAAACUGCUAUCAUGUAAGAUAAAAUGUAAAUUGCUGCCAACUGUAGUAAUGAUGCUUUUAAUAAAAGUGACCCAUGAUAUGCAGAGAUGUAAUUAUAGAAUGUAGUAUGUAGGGAACUGGUGUUCACUCUAUUUUUUGUAUUCGCAAUAGAUGCAAAUACAGCAUUCUGGCCUUUG
Molecule: messenger RNA, 10284 nt
Organism: Callorhinus ursinus (northern fur seal)
Lineage: Eukaryota; Metazoa; Chordata; Mammalia; Carnivora; Otariidae
Gene: CHD7
Product: chromodomain helicase DNA binding protein 7
Molecular function (GO): ATP binding; protein binding
Source: RefSeq, a predicted model, not a curated record